AUGCAAAGUGCAAGGGCGUCUUCGAAAGUCGCCAGGAGCUCGUUGCUCAGGAGCAGGUCUUCUCGUUGCAAGAACGAGAUAAUAGAGGCAUUGCUGCUGCGCACCUCAAGCGAGGAGGCUGCGAACGAGGGGACUGCCAAUGCCUGCUUCUCGCUCGGAUCCGCUGACACCGGCUCCGGCUGUGUGGUCAGCGGGUCCGAGGGUAGAGGUAGCGCUGCCGACCUCGCCAUCUCGCGCGAUCUCAGCGGCCGCGGUCACCUUCUUCGCGACCUCGCCGCGCUCGUCUGGAAGGGCAAUUUGGCCAAGUGA
Molecule: messenger RNA, 309 nt
Organism: Moesziomyces antarcticus
Lineage: Eukaryota; Fungi; Basidiomycota; Ustilaginomycetes; Ustilaginales; Ustilaginaceae
Exons: 2
Coding region: 1-309 (102 amino acids)
Source: RefSeq, a predicted model, not a curated record